Molecule: messenger RNA, 2412 nt
Organism: Syzygium oleosum
Lineage: Eukaryota; Viridiplantae; Streptophyta; Magnoliopsida; Myrtales; Myrtaceae
Exons: 2
Coding region: 142-2412 (756 amino acids)
Source: RefSeq, a predicted model, not a curated record
ACCUGCAACACAACAUUUCCAAGCCGGCAGUCCUUGCGUCUGCAAGUUCAAGACACGGAAAGCUUGAUGCUUGCACUUACCAACCAGUGAUUUCAUAUAUGUAAUACUUUGCAUGCUUUACAGUUGGAUCAGAGAGAACAGAUGCUAUUGAAAGAUCUUCUGGAUUACGCUACAGAAGAAAUUUUUAGGAUCUUCAGACAGAUUGUAUCAGCUCAGUCCAAUACCCGUGAAAGUUCCAGUUCCCCUCAGCCGUCGCAUUUUACAUCUACAUCAGAGUCUCUCGUUCUACCUAAUCGAACACGGACAUCAUCUGAUGUCAUCGACGUCUUGAGAGAUCCUAUUUUACAUGACACUACCCGAAAGAAGGAUGAGUGCAUGCCUGCUAAGCACACUCCUAACAAAUUGGUUCCUGAGCCAUCAAAAUUGAGCAUCUUGUUGAGCAAUCAGGGAAGCCAGAGGAAGCAGUGCCGGGUUUGUCGAAGAAACAUUACGAAGCAACAGAUAUCCGGUAAAGAGCCAGAGGUAUCGGCCCACAGCAUAGCACGAAUGGCCGAUGGUCAAGAAAGAAUUGAUUUUCGAGGUGCCAAGGGGAAAGCAAGAAGCAGUUUUAAGGACUAUGGAGAUGGGUCUUUUACAAGUAAACAAGAGUCACAAAGCCACAAAAGAGUCCUCGACCUUGAAGAAAAAGCAAGGAUUGCUGCUCCUGUAACCGUCUCUACAAAUUCUGUGUCUUUUGAACAUAGAAAACCUAGAGGAGGCAGGAACAGAAACAAAUUAACUCGUGAGAUUGUCAAGCAAUCUGAUGGAGCCAGUGGUUUCACAAAAGACUUAACUGAUGCCAUCAAACAAAUUGAAGCCCGCAUCUAUGUUCUGCAGCUUUAUUCUCAAAACGAGGAGUUGAUCACGAAAGUAACAUCACACAGUGGAACUGGUAAGGCAGUUGGUGCAAUUCGUCCUAUGACAGAGCCAAACGCGCAGAAAUUUACAGGACAUAUGCUGGAGCAUGGUGCAUAUGUGAAAAAUGGGUUGCCGCUUCAGGAGUGGAGUCAGAAUGCACAUAGCCAAGAGAACUUAAGCCAGGCACGCCAGUUACCAAGUGAGAAAGGCAAGCAUGGAGCCUCAAAUUUUACCAGUCAUCAGACGGGAGUUUUGCUGCAGGACGCUGGUCAGAAUCAGAGUUGGAACUUGACUGCAGAAAGUUGUAAGGACUUAUUGAGCCAAACAAGCUUGCGCAAUGAAUUUCGUGGGAAAAAAUCCGGGAAGUAUGACAAUUUGAAACAGGAAGAGACUCUGGUCCCGCCACAAAAUGUGAAGGCUAUGGUGGAGAAACUGGAGACUAUGAGCCAAUCACUUAAUCAUAACAAUCACGUGAUUAGUGUGAAAAAUAAUAUGGUUCACGGUUUAAUGGUUCCGCCAAGUUUUGCUAAUGUGCCGAAGAAGCCUCCAUUGCCUGUUAGUCAGAAGCAAAUGGCUAGAGAAAACUCAGCGGUGAAGUUGGCAAAAUCGAGACUAGUCAUCCCUCCCAAGUCAUUGGGCUCCAUUGCGUCCAUCAAUUCUAGCAACAAGUUCAGAAGCAAAAGCCACAUGCCUCUUCAUGUUAAUCUCAAACCAACACUUAUGGACCAGUUCUCCAGUAAAAAAGAGGCGCCUACGCAUAGACAAGCGCAAAUGAUGCCAAAGAAGACUCGUGUAAGAACAAGGAAUAAGAUGGUCUCUCCUCAGCGAGAAUCAGAUCGUUGCAGUUCGAGCUCUAGAAGCUCAUACAUCAGCAGGACCAGCGAUGAAACUAGCACAAGUUGCAGCAACAGUGAGGCCUAUGCAGAUACUGACUUCUCUACUGGAUCCGAAAGGACAUCGGAAGAGAGCAGCUCUUCGUACUCUGUCCCAACCCGCAAUGGUAAGAUGGAUCCUUCAUAUACAGUGGACCGCUGGAGAGGUUCCAUAUCUAGCCGUCCAACUAAUCACAAGAAGGGAGUUGGUCGGCUGAGAAGGAUGAAGAACAAAUUGGGCUUCAUAUUCCACCACCAUCACUACCACCAUCACCACCACCAUCAAGGAUCGUCGGAUGACCGGGAUAACAAAUUGCAAAGACGCCCCACGACUUCCAUGUGGAAGCAAAUGCGGGACAUGUUCCAUGGGAGUAAUGACAGAGAUGCAAAUAAAGCGACUAAGUCGGGUAAACACCAAGUUGGUCGUUUUCAUGCUCUCGUAGAAGGGUUUCUGAGGCAUCUACAACACACUAAGAAUUCAAAGGCAUCGAGAGGUAACGGUAUAAGAGUCCACAAGAAGAAGAAAUCCCGUUGGUGGCCAAAGUUGAGACAUCAUGGCGGGAUGAAGCUGGCGAAUAGAGGACGAGUGAAGCUAAAGCUGCCUGGUAAAAGGCCACGGAUGAAAGCACUUAAAAUGUAUUAA